Molecule: messenger RNA, 1932 nt
Organism: Saccoglossus kowalevskii
Lineage: Eukaryota; Metazoa; Hemichordata; Enteropneusta; Harrimaniidae
Product: tyrosine-protein kinase receptor Tie-1-like
Source: RefSeq, a predicted model, not a curated record
AUGCCGCUCUCAAUCGCCGACGCCGACGGCGCAAAAGCAGCAAAAGCAACAGCGAUAUUUCGUCAUCUUCGGAUGACGAAUCGGUCCUACUCCAUUCCGUGGGUGCAGCCAUUUUGUUGUUAUGUAAACAUUCGCGACACAUGCGCACUUACGAGUACGCUUCCUUCUAUGCCUAGAAAUGUAACACUACAACCAGCAGUAUAUACAAUUACUGUUACAUGGUUAGAACCAGACCCACCAAAUGGAAUAAUAACAGCCUACAAGAUAACAUAUUGGAAAACAAGUGAUGAAAGUACUAAAGAAAAUAUAUCGGUAGAGAAUGGUGAUGCACUUGAACACAUUAUCAACGAUCUGGAAUACCAAGUGAACUAUACUGUAAUAGUGUCUGCUUUUACUAGUGUUGGGGAAGGUGAAUACAGUGAUAAAUUGAAUACAAAUACAACAGAAACAAUUCCUCGUAAACCUGCCAGCAUUGUUGUACAAAGAACAACUGAAAACAGCAUAAGAUUCAUAUGGACAGAUCCUACCAUAUUCAGUGGGUAUAUUUUACAAUAUAGAAUAACGUAUAAAUUAUAUGAAUCCAUGUAUUCAUCUACUUUGCUGGAAUCAAAGGAUCUACUCGUUGAGGGCAGUAUUGAUACACACACACUGGAAGGAUUGCCCCCAGGAACACAGUUUGAAAUAUCAGUGAGUGCAAGUACAUCAAAGGGAUUUGGUGAACCUAAAUCAAUUAUCGCUGGAACUAAAAUUGGUAUUGAUGUUUCUGAUAUUCUGGAAGAGCCUCAAGAGACAAAUGAACCAGUAUUAACAGAAACCACUGCUACCAUUGUUUUGAGAAAACCAAAGUCUAACAAAGGCAUUACAACGAAUACACAACUUUUGAGUUAUAUUGUUGUUGUGGAAGAGGAGACGCAGAAUAGAAAGCGUGAUUUAGAAGAUAACCAGUAUAUUACAGCAUCGUUUCCACUGAAUGAAAUCCCUGAUCAACUUAUACUGGGUGAUGGUAUGGAAUAUAAUGGGUAUAACAAUAAACCAUUAACACCUGGACAACAAUAUACCAUAUAUGAUGGGUUUGCAGUGUAUACUACAGGGGUGGAAGAAUUAUUAUUGACAGACGCUCCAAUAGUAUCAUUUCAAGGCGGGGUACCAAUAGAACUAACGCAAAAUCAAAAUGAUGUUAUCAUUGGUGUCGCUGUUUCUGUUGUUAUGGUUCUUAUUGUUAUUGUAGCAGUAUUAGCUGCAGUAUUUAUUGUACGAAGGCGUCAAAGAAAACAGAAAAGAAGUACUGAAUCUGAAGCAAGUGGACGCAAUGUGACAUUGGAGAAUGCAUAUGCAAAUGUGGAAGAUACUAUGAUAACAAGCUCAGAAAGUGAUAAAGAAACUGGUGAAUCUCAAUAUAUGAAUAUAACAGAAGCAAAGAAAGCUCGUGAUGUGGUGAAACCUAACAAACCUAUAAAGCCAACAAAAGUGCCAACUUUUGAACCAGCCAAACCAAGGAGUCUUCCUCCAAAGCCAAAACCUAAAGCCAAGCCAAUACAUAACUCGCAAUACACAAUUAAAAUUAAAGAUUUGGCUGAUUAUGUUAUUAAGAAACGUGAAGAAAAUGAUUUUGUUGCACAAUUUAAGUUGUUGCCUCAAAGCGAAAAUACAGAAAUUCCCUACGAAGCUGCUAAAAUUCCAGAGAACAAAUCAAAGAACAGAUUUCGCAAUGUUCUUUCUUAUGAUCAUUCUAGAGUGGUAUUGGAUGUGAUUAAUGGUGAUCCCAAUUCAGAUUAUAUCAAUGCUAACUAUAUUGAUGGUUACCAGAAAAAUAAUGCAUACAUAGCCACCCAAGGAACAAAUGAUAUAACUAUUAAAGACUUUUGGAGAAUGGUACUAAAAGAAAAUGUUGCCACAAUUUUGAUGGCGACCAACCUCUCUGAAGCUGGGAAG